GCAUUAUGGGACCUUUGAUCCAAGAUGUCCGCUUCCAAACAAUCCUCGUGCUUCUCACCUGCCUGCCCGUUCCAAAUAACGCCGCCUUCAACCUCGUCGUCCCUUCGGAGCCUGUGAUUGGUUUUGAGGGCGAUGACAUCAUCCUUCCCUGUCGCCUGUCUCCCCAAAACAGCGCAGCUCACAUGCGGGUCACAUGGUUCAGGCAGGGGCAGUUUGAUUCCCCCCUGUAUGGGAUUGACAACGGGAGGGUGACUGUGAGACAGGACUACCUGGGCAGAGUGAACAUGUCCACCCAGGGGCUGGAGAAGGGCGAUGUGUCUCUGGGGCUGAAGGGAGUCCUGCUGGCUGACAGAGGAGAGUACAGGUGCCAGGUCUUCUACCAGGAUUGGAUUAAGGAACAAGUUGUCAACGUCCAGAUUAAAAGGAGGGGAAGUGUCCCUAAGAUCUCCAUAGCAACACGCAACAAAACCUUCAUCCAGCUGAGCUGCAGCUCUGAAUUCUGGUACCCUGAACCUCACAUGCUGUGGCUGGACCACCUUGGAAAGGAAGUGACAUCAGCACAGACGGAGGAAGCGAGACAGUCUCGUGACCUGUUCUCCAUCAGCAGUCGAGUCAAACUGGGGAAGGAGCGACUCCAGGGCAUCUCGUGUGUGGCGAUGUCACAUGACAGGAAGUCCAGGCUGGAGUCUGCUAUGAAGGUGACGGAGGGGUUUUACCUCGGUAGCGUGGAGGACCGCGGCUACGUCUACGCCAGUCUGAUUCCCUUCUUCCUGACCCUGGUGUCCAUCUCGGCGUCCACUGUCUACACCCUCUUUCAGGGACAACAUGUUAAGAAAAGACUUAAUAGUUUGGAUGACACACAAACAGAGAUAGAUAAAGCCGAAAAAGAAAGACGUGACUAUUUUAACAGUAUAAAGAAAAAUGAAGAGUUGUUUGAAAUCACUGGCAAAAUCCCUGACUCUGUUUGGAACUUAAUGGUGGAGUGCGCAGAGGAGGUGACGUUUGACCCUGACACGGCACAUAACUGCCUGCACGUAUCAGAAGAGCACACAUCUAUCAAGUGUGGACAGGUCGGUACAGGACAAUGUACAAACCAAAGGUUUGGAAAGGUUCAGUGUGUCUUGGGAAGGACAGGGUACGCUUCAGGUAGACAUUACUGGGCGGUUGAUCUGGGGAACAACAGUCAGUGGAGUGUGGGAGUCGCCCAAGACCCUGAGAACAGGGGGUCGGAUAUCUCCAUCCGCCCAGACAACGGCUACUGGAGUAUCUGUGUAAAGGGAGGAAUGCUGCAGACUGUUGAGGAAUCACCUACUGUUCUGCCUUCAGAACUGACGCCUGCUACUCUGGGAGUGUUUCUGGACAUUGAGAGUCAGAGAGUCACUUUCUUCAACGUGAAGAAGAGGUGUCACAUCCACUCCUUCUCUUUCUCUGAGAGAUCUACCAAGGAACUGUUUCCUUUCUUUGGACCUUUGACUGGGUGUAAAGAGGAGCUCAGAAUUACCCCCACCCACUCAAGCUUAGAGUGAACGAUGAGAUAUUAUUGGGUAGAUGGGUCUCAUAAAAAUCAGAUUUAUUGUAUAAAAAGCCUUUUAAGCAAUGCGAAUUGUCAAGCACAGGUAUAAACAAAGUAGAGUUUCAAGUUUGGUAUGAUAGCACCACAGUAGUUUUCUUACAGUGACUUAAGUCUAUGCCAAACACAAUUGGUUUCAAGAUCAGAUUAAUCAAUUUACAAUACAUCAUUGCACAUUUUGGAUAAUACAAAUAUUAAAUCAUGUAAGAUUUUGUUUUCAAACAAUGUUAAAUUUGUAUUUGAAUGGGCUUUAUGUUUUAAUUUGUAAGUAAGUCUAUCUGAACAUAUUAUAGACUAUAAUAGCAAUGAAAACAAUGUAAAAACAAUGAUAAUACAUGCAAUGUAAAUGAUGUCCCUCAAUUCUCAUAAAACUGAUGACAAACAUGUGAA
Hypomesus transpacificus is the source of this 1960-nucleotide messenger RNA. RefSeq names its product butyrophilin subfamily 1 member A1-like. Lineage: Eukaryota; Metazoa; Chordata; Actinopteri; Osmeriformes; Osmeridae. Bases 6 to 1526 code for a protein of 506 amino acids. The transcript has 10 exons. The record is from RefSeq and is a predicted model, not a curated record. Gene Ontology annotation, molecular function: protein binding.